AUGUCGUGUUCAGAGGAAGUUAUUUUAGAGAUUGAAGGAACUCAUCUCAAAUGUAAAAAAGAUGUACUUAUUUCCAACAGUGAUUACUUUAAGGCAAUGUUAGAAGGAAACUUUAUAGAAAAGGAUCAAAACACUAUUUCCAUUAAGGACGUAGACCUAAAAGCUGUAAACAUCAUUCUCAUGCUUUUGGGGGAUCCUACGAUUUAUAUGGAAGAUGAAGAUAUACUCAUGGUACUACAUGCAGCUUGUAUGCUACAAUUUUGUGAGAUUAAAAACAUGUGUUUAGAUAAACUUAACCAAAUCAUAUCUGUACAAAAUUGUUUGAAAAUAUGGAUAAUGGCAGAACAGCUAGACAUUAAACCAUUGAUUUUAAAAGCUAAGCGACUAGCAUUAACUGAAUUUAUGACAUUUAUUAAAGAGAAUGACAGUAUUAAUGAUUUAAAUUUACAACAACUUAUUAGAUAUAUCGGUAGUUUGCACCUAGUGACUGAUAGUGAAUUAACAGUAUUUCAAACACUAAUGAAAUGGUGGUACGGUCACAGCCAAGACCAUACUUCAGAUGACUUUAUCAAGCUACUUAGUUGCGUCAACUACAAACAACUCUUGCCUGAUCAUUUUAGAGAAACACUGACUUAUCCCGACAUUGCUAAUACCGAAAUUGAAGAUAUUUUAAAGUGUUUGUACAAUAUUUUAAACAACAUUCCAAACUGUUCAUGCUCGAAGAAAUGUUUGGACCUAGCAUCUUUGCUGAGUCAAUCAAUUGACCGAAAAAUAAUAAUUGAUAGGGUUCCUUGUCUUUUAGUCCGAAAUGCAUCUAAUAAAGUUUCCAAUAAGAUACGCCUUGUGGAGAACAGUCAAACGGUUGAGGGGGAUGUUUUGGUUUUUCAAGUCUGUAAUGAACAUGAAGAUAUUAAAACCAUACCAUUAAAGACACUCCAUAAAAAUUUAAACAUACUUCACGACGACGAUCACCAGCUAGUAUUAAUGGGUGCUAUCGGAUACACUGGUGUAGGAGGAACCAGUUUGUCUGAUUUUAAUGAAAAUCGAGGUGUUCACUACAUAACCUAUACCUAUCGAAGAGGAAACACAUCUUGGAUGGGCUUCGAUGAUUUACUAGAAAAAUCAUUUUUCGUUAAAGAAACAAAAAAAAUAGCGCUCAGAUUAUUAAUGUACAUUAAAGAUAUAAUAAAUUAA
Diabrotica virgifera virgifera (western corn rootworm) is the source of this 1194-nucleotide messenger RNA. RefSeq names its product kelch-like protein 38. Gene Ontology annotation, molecular function: protein binding. Lineage: Eukaryota; Metazoa; Arthropoda; Insecta; Coleoptera; Chrysomelidae. The coding region runs from base 1 to 1194 and encodes 397 amino acids. The transcript is spliced from 3 exons. The record is from RefSeq and is a predicted model, not a curated record.